This is a messenger RNA of Oncorhynchus gorbuscha (pink salmon), 2632 nucleotides long. RefSeq names its product cytohesin-2. The transcript is spliced from 12 exons. Gene Ontology annotation, molecular function: guanyl-nucleotide exchange factor activity. Lineage: Eukaryota; Metazoa; Chordata; Actinopteri; Salmoniformes; Salmonidae. Bases 136 to 1386 code for a protein of 416 amino acids. Gene Ontology annotation, biological process: regulation of ARF protein signal transduction. The record is from RefSeq and is a predicted model, not a curated record.
AGUUAGCGUCACUUCCUGUACCACCACCUCCUUUGUCUGUGCCCCAGGUUUCGGUACGCAAGGCUGGUUAUUUAUUUAUUUCCUUUUUAUUUGGAGGAUAUAUUUUCAUAUAUCCAUUACUUUUUCAUUUAUUGAAUGACAGUCGACUCUGAAAUAUUUAUGCCUAAAAGCAAAGCGCCAAAAAUGGAUGACCUGGACUACAUCCCGGUAGACCUGAGUCCAGAGGAGCGCUCUGAGCUGGAGGACAUCCGUCGGAGGAAGGGAGCUCUGCUGCAGGAGAUCCAGAGGCUCAGAGACGAGCUCAGAGAGGCCAUCAUAGAGGUGGAAGGACUGGAGACCAGCACAGAGGGCAGUAAAACUCUACAGAAGAACAGGCAUGUGGCCAUGGGAAGGAAGAAGUUUAAUAUGGACCCCAAAAAGGGUAUUGUGUUCCUGGUGGAGAAUGAGUUGCUCAGACACACUCAAGAGGAUGUUGCCCAGUUCCUGUACAAAGGAGAGGGACUCAACAAGACUGCUAUAGGAGACUACCUGGGAGAGAGGGAGGACUUUAAUCUCAAGGUUCUGCAGGCGUUUGUUGACCUUCACGAGUUCACUGAUCUCAACCUGGUCCAGGCUCUCAGGCAGUUCCUGUGGAGUUUCCGUCUGCCUGGCGAGGCUCAGAAGAUUGACAGGAUGAUGGAGGCCUUUGCCCAGAGAUACUGUCACUGCAACCCUGGCGUCUUCCAGAGCACUGAUACGUGCUAUGUGCUGUCGUUUGCUAUCAUCAUGCUGAACACCAGCCUCCACAACCCCAACGUGAGAGACAAGCCUGGAUUGGACCGCUUCAUCUCCAUGAACAGAGGCAUCAAUGAGGGUGGAGACCUGCCAGAGGACCUGCUCAGAAAUCUUUAUGACAGCAUCAAGAACGAGCCCUUCAAGAUCCCUGAGGAUGAUGGGAACGACCUGACACACACCUUCUUCAACCCCGACAGAGAGGGCUGGCUCCUCAAAUUAGGAGGACGGGUGAAGACCUGGAAAAGAAGAUGGUUCAUUCUCACAGACAACUGCCUUUACUACUUUGAGUAUACUACAGAUAAGGAGCCCAGAGGUAUCAUUCCCCUAGAGAACCUGAGUAUCCGGGAGGUUGAAGACCCCAGGAAACCUAACUGCUUUGAGCUGUACAUCCCCAACAACCGUGGUCAGCUGAUCAAGGCCUGUAAGACGGAGGCAGACGGCAGAGUGGUGGAGGGGAACCACAACGUGUACCGCAUCUCUGCCCCCACACCUGAGGAGAAAGACGAAUGGAUCCACCACAUCAACUCUGCGGUCAGCGUGGACCCCUUCUAUGAGAUGCUGGCUGCCAGGAAGAAACGCAUAUCGUUAAAGAAGAAUGAGGAACAACCGUAGAACAUUCCCUUCUUCCUCUCUCUUCAUCUCUCAUUCCAACAUGGGACACAAGCCUUUCUCUCCUUCCUAGAUUAAUUUCAUUCCUCACUUUUUUUCCCCCUCUUUCUUUCUUUGUGAGGAGGACUUGUUGCUAUCCUGUUUAAGAGACUGGCCAGCACAAACCGGCAGUUCAGGAGUUCACCACUCAUUUACUACUGUCUGCUGCUGCUAGAGGCUGCUCUGUACGCUACCACACUACAAAGUGUGCACUACUACCCUAUAUACUACAGUUAGUUCACUCACUCAAAGCCUCCUUCUCGUCACUACACCUCUCCUUCCUUCUUUUCCGUGAAGUUGAAGUGAACUGUGAAAUAAAAUGUGUUUUAUUCAGGGUAGCAAGCAGGGCCACUGAACCUUCCAUCACAAACAGGCUGCAACUCAUCAGUCUGAAGUGACUUCCUCUCCAUCUGUAACUGAUCUAACAUUGGGGCAACGGUCCAGUUCUAACCGGUCACUGUGUGAAGGACAGAAUGCCCUGCGGCUGAGGAAGCCACUUUAACCUGUUAAGAUGCAGCACUAGUUGUCUGCUGUGCUUUACUCUAACAUCUUGGCUCCAGGUUAGCAUGUCUAUAUCAGCAUUAUCAAAGUCCCACUUUAAUACUGUAGCCUCUGUGAAGGAGAUGACGCUGGUCCUUACUGCAUAGACCAUAAAAAUGUCAUUCUCAUGUUAAAUUUGUUAUGAUCAACCAUCUACGGCGGGAAAUGUUCCCAGAAAAACUGACCAAUAAGGCAACAAUUGAGCAGUGAACACUAAAAGAUGACGACUCUUGUCAAUGACCCCUGGCGUUUCCUUCACAAGACUGUUAAUAAACUCCCUCAUACAGACACGUAAACUGUUAAACCCAACUCUAUAAUACGCUACAGUGGGUUUUAAGAAGUUACAACGGCAGCUUAUUACAAUGUAUACUUCAUUUUUUUGUAAAUACUUGUUAGACUAUUGUUUACAACACAGAUUUAAUUUAUUGUUUAUUUUUGUUUGUUACAUCUUUUGUUUUGUAAGAGCUACUGUAGAACUGCAUGUGGAGAUGAGGGUUAAUCCUUCAUACACCCAGAUGGACCAGACUCGUGUUAGUGUUGGGUGCAUUUGAGAAAGAUUGUUAGUGUUCCCUGUUGACACAAUAGAAUCAACCUCCAAUUGGAACAUUUAGAUUAUUCAGGACAGGAGAGUGAUGACAUCACAAAACAUUUAGGAUAGAAAUGUCUAAUA